Messenger RNA from Pelodiscus sinensis (Chinese soft-shelled turtle), 1169 nucleotides. The record is from RefSeq and is a predicted model, not a curated record. NCBI's taxonomy places the organism in Eukaryota, Metazoa, Chordata, Testudines, Trionychidae.
GCUCAUGAAGUAAACAGCCAUGUGCAUUCCUUACUCUAUAUUUAACAGCUGCUGUCUGUGCUGGAGGAGACAGCGCAAGAAGGGAAUCUGUGUAGCUUAUUAAAUUCAUCUCUCUGAAGGGGGGAGGUGGGGAAAGCUGAUUGGCAGGGGAGAGGGAUUUCUCUCGUGUACAAUUUUUUGAAAGCAGGUUUCAUCUAGGAAGACUCCACAAUGCCAGCAUCCCAAAGCCGGGCCAGAGCCAGAGAGCGGAACAAUGUCCUCAACAGGGCUGAGUUCCUCUCCUUGAACCAGCCCAUGAAAGGGACCCAGGAGACCAGGAGCUCCAGCAGAAAGCAGGGCGGCCAAGCUGGCCUGGCUCCCACCCAAAACGAGGGCACUAAGGAGCGGAGGCAAUCGCAGCAGCUGCCGGAGGAGGACUGCAUGCAGCUGAACCCCUCUUUCAAGGGAAUUGCCUUCAACUCCCUGCUGGCCAUCGAUAUCUGCAUGUCCAAGAGGCUGGGGGUCUGUGCCAGCAGCGCCUCGUCGUGGGGCAGCGCCCGCUCCAUGAUUACACUCCUCGGGAUCACGGGGCACGGCGUACCCUGGAUCGGGGGCACCCUGGUUUGCCUGGUGAAGAGCAGCACGCUGGCGGGACAGGAGGUCCUCAUGAACCUGCUGCUAGCAUUGUUCCUAGAUAUCUUGAUUGUGGCAGGAUUGCAGAAGCUGGCCAAGCGACGAGGCCCAUAUGAUGUCCACCCUGGCCUCUUGGACUAUCUGACCAUGGACAUCUACGCUUUCCCUGCUGGCCACGCCAGCCGAGCUGCCAUGUUGUCCAAAUUCUUCCUCAACCACCUGGUUUUGGCCAUCCCUCUCCGGAUCCUGCUGGUCCUCUGGGCCUUUUUUGUGGGGCUUUCCCGCAUCAUGAUUGGACGACACCAUAUCACAGAUGUCCUAUCUGGCUUUGUCUUUGGCUACUUGCAGUUCAGGCUGGUGGAGUUGUUGUGGAUGUCUUCCAACACAUGUCAGAUGAUAAUAUCAAUCUGGUGAACACGGAAAUCCCUGAUGGAAACUAGCAGAUACUUUAAGAAUCUCUUGCUCUCAUUUUUUCAAUAUAAUUCUUCAUAUUCAUUGGGAAAAAAAUUAACUUCCAUAAAUAGUAGUUGUAUUUUUACUGCUGCUCCCCUGCCCUC